Messenger RNA from Nasonia vitripennis (jewel wasp), 3193 nucleotides. It is a transcript of the gene Ccdc39, whose product is annotated as coiled-coil domain-containing protein 39. The record is from RefSeq and is a predicted model, not a curated record. Gene Ontology annotation, cellular component: axoneme. The transcript has 12 exons. Bases 180 to 3047 code for a protein of 955 amino acids. NCBI's taxonomy places the organism in Eukaryota, Metazoa, Arthropoda, Insecta, Hymenoptera, Pteromalidae. Gene Ontology annotation, biological process: cilium-dependent cell motility; inner dynein arm assembly; cilium movement.
CGCGCAUCCUGUUACUCUGUAACCAUGGAAUCUAAACGCACUUCAGUCGCCUCGUGCAUAGCUGCACCACAUAAACCGGUCGGUCUGCUAAUUUAACGCGUUUCCCGAGAUGGAAAAUCGCAAGGUUAUUUUUUUGUGAAAAUUGAAAAAAUUGGCAGCAAAGCAAUCAAGCCCUCAACAUGGUGAACGCCAUUGAAGAGGUUUUUAAUGAUUUGGGGUGGAGCGACGGAUUUAGAAUGCCCAUUGCUAAUGAAGAGAAUAAACGGCUGGAGAAAGAGAUCGAGCAUAAAACGCGAAAGCGCGCGGCUCUGAAAAGCCAGCUGGAAACGACUCUCGAGCGUAUCGAGGACAUCCGGAAGCAUGCAUCGGACAUUCGCCAAGAGCAGAGCCAGAACCAGCGUCUCCUGGCCGCUCACUCGGCUCAGGUCGAGACCGAGAACCAGCUGUACCGUCAGGCCCAAGCCGACGAGUCUCGACUGGCCCGGCAAAUCCGCCAGUACGAGCGUCAGGCUCGAGAUACCGCGGAAAAGAUCGUCACGCUCCAGCAAAACGUCUCGAGGAUGAGCAAGAAGCUCGAUGCCACCAAGAAGAAUAUCCAACUGGACAAGGACAGACUGCUGGAGUGGGAGGAGAGGUUGAACAAGAAGGAGGAGAGGAAUAUGGUCAUCGAGCAGUUCGUCAGGUCGGACGAGAAGACUUUCAAGAAAAUAGAACUGGAGCGACAGGCUCUCAGCGAGAAGGCGGAACUCUAUCGGCAGUCCGUGAUCAAAGCAGUCGGAGAUGUUGACGAAUUGGAGCUCGCUCUGGACAGGACGGCGCGACUCUACAGCCAAGCAGUCAAGGACCGGCGACAGUUGAUGAACCAGUGGUCCCAGAGCGUCCAGGUGCUCACUCAACGCGAUAAAUCCAUUCACGACGCGCUUCAAGAGAUAAAUCUGCUGAGGGAAAUGGCCAAGGGGAGGAUGGACGCGUGCCAGGAAGCCGAGCGCUUUCUGGCGAUCCAAGAGACGGAAAACAAGGAGCUCGAGCACGGGACGAAGCAGCUUGAGAAGGAGCUCGGCUUGCGCAGGGAGGAGCGCCUCAAGCUGACGGAGAUGAUCGACGCUUACUCCAUUCAAGUUCACGCUCAGAAGAAGCAGCUACAGGAGUUGGCGCGUCGCACGCAAGAGACCCGGGCCAAUUUGAGGCGCAAGAGGGCUGAAGUCGAGGAGAAAAGGUCGAGGCUGCAAGAUUGCAAGAAGAGGCUCGACGAUCUGAAGGAGACGCUGCAGAGGAUAGAGGGCCAGAAGAUGAGCAUCGAAGAGCGGACGGCGCAAUUGCAGGAUAUGCUCGAGAAAGAGGAAAAGCGCAAGGCGACGAUCGCCAAGGAAAUAAAGCGCCAGCAAACUCUGAUCCUUCGCGCUACGACGCGAGUGAGCGAGCUCGAAGGCGAGCGGAAGCUCCUGCUGCUGCGCCAACAGACGGAGGCCAAGACUUGGGAGCAGCUCCUGGCCGAGCAGGCCAGAGAGGAGAGGAGUCUGCGGGAGAAGAAGGACGGCGUCUACCGGACGGACGUCGAGCUGCAAAAGUCCGAGAUGCGCUUGCAGAACGUCCUCGGGCAGGAGAGGGACAAGGACGAGCUGGAGUCGAAGCGGAAAAGGCUGAAGCAGCUGCAGAGGACGGUGAAGGAGAAGAGCGAGACGGUCAAGACCAUGCAAGCGCAGCUCGCCCAGGUCGAGAACGAGGUGCGGAGGAUGACGAGCUCGAUGGCGAGCAACAGCGAGGAGCUCCAGCGAGUGAGGAGCAAGCAGCAGGAGCUGCUGGCUUUGAUAGAGGGUGGCGAGAAGCAGCUGAAACAGGCUCGGAGCAACUACGAGGAGAGGAAGGUCGAGGAGAGCAUACUCGAGCUGAAAUUGAAGCAAGCCAACAAAGUCGUGCUGAAGGUCGACGACAGGCUGUACGACCUGGAGAAGUACUCUAUCCAGAUGGAAGCCGCGAUGCAGGAGCGGCGCUCGGAGAUCAAAGUGCAAAAGGAGAGCCUGAACCUCCAGCGGCGCGUCGUGCUGACGGACUGCGAGGAGCUGCGCAAGACGAUAGCCGAGCGCAGGUCGCGAAUCCAGCAACUGCAAGCGCGAUACGACAUCCAGGUGGCCGCGCUGGGCAGCAAUCACGAGGACGGCGCGCCCUUGACCGCCGCCUACCUCAUGAUACAGAGUGCGCAGGAGCGAUACCUACUGCAAGAACGGGGCGAUCGGCUCGACCGCACGAUUCGAAAGGCCGAGCAGGAGAUCCGCAGUAUGGAGAACACCCUGCGUCUGGUGAAGCUCUGCAACGACAAGUACAAGUCGAGCCUGUCGCUGGUCGACGAGGACGGCCCGGAGAAAUCGGAACAGCGCCGGCUCGGCGAGGAGCUCUACGAGGCGCUCGACUCGCUCAGGCAGCGGCGACAGGCCCUCGAGCGCGCCCAGGACGACUACAAGCGCAUGGGGGACAACUGCGAGCAGCUGGAGAAGGACAUCGAGAGGCUGAAGGACGAGAAGGAGAGCAAACGGCAGGCGGUGAGCGAUCUCGAGCGGCAGAUAACCGAUCAACGGGAGAAGAUCUCCCGAGCCGACAAGAAGCUCCGCAAGCUCCUCAAGGACAUCCAGAACAAGUGCCUCUGCGCCGAGGACUCGACGAUCCUUCUCCAAGAGCGAGACCUAGCGGUGCGCGAGCUGCAGGAACAAAACACCUUGGCCCUGCAGCGCAUCACCGAGUUCACCAUUCGGCACUUGGAGGCCGAGGCGUACGUGAAGAAGCUCCUGGCCGAGCGCAACAUCGAGCUGCCCUGCACUUAUUACCUACUGAGACAGCAGGCUACCCCCACCUCGUCCAGUCGCUGCGACAGCGUUAGCAGCACCUGUACGGCCAAAACUUGCAGUAGGACGCAGCAGCAGCAGGCCGCAUCCGCGAGGGAGGGCCUCGUGCUGGCUCGCUCCGUGCUGCUGCAAUUCGACCCGGGCUUGGAAUCUCCAAAAUCGUCGAAAUCCACGGUAUUCUCGAGCAGACGGAUUCUUAAGAAAAAGUGAAAUAAAUACUGUAUCUGGAAAAUAACCUACUGAUGUAUUACAGAUGUAAUUUGCGACAGGAACUCGAUGUAUUAGAAAUAUGAAUUUUGUAGUCUUUUUAUAUAUUGUAUAAUUCGUUAUUACAAUUAGCUUUUAAUUCAAAUUAA